AUGAACCAACUCGCAAUCUUCCUGGUUUUUUUCAUAGUUUUGGCCGCCGCGCUCGCGGGGCCAAGCGGAAACCGGUAUGGUUGGCCAAGUUCUUACGAAAGGUUCCUUGAGAGACAAGGAGUCUGGGAUUACAACAGACACGAUGUCCGCUCCGAUUAUGGCCGCCGUGGAAACUACGAACGCAACCUCAAUGAUCUGUACGAUGACUGGAAAAAGCAAACGAGAUGGGGACAAAACGACUACAGAUCCAACAGAUUCCAACAACCAACUGGAGGAUACGGCCGCUACGGAUUCCCAGGUGGAAAGUAA
This is a messenger RNA of Caenorhabditis remanei, 309 nucleotides long. RefSeq lists its product as uncharacterized. The record is from RefSeq and is a predicted model, not a curated record. NCBI's taxonomy places the organism in Eukaryota, Metazoa, Nematoda, Chromadorea, Rhabditida, Rhabditidae. The coding region runs from base 1 to 309 and encodes 102 amino acids. The transcript has 2 exons.